UGUAAAAACGAUAACUAGCAAUUGUUGAUUUCACUAAAGUUUUUAAAUUAAACUGACUUAGAAAUAAAACUUUCCAUUUACAACCUAAAAAAGCUUGUCUACCCAACAAAUUUCUUUCAUUGUUGUCCUAACUAAGAUUUUCUAGACAGCAUAACAAAGAUUAUCAACUUUUGAGCAGAGUUUCUGAGUCAAGUUGGGAACCAGUGGGAAACCCCGUAGAUGACUGGCACAUGUGGUCUGAACAAGUUUGAACUAAACCAAACGGACUUUCAACUGAGCCUGAGCAGACCUGAGCUGUGUGAUAGUGGUUUACCAUGUGUUCUAGACUAAAAACCUCCUAAGAAAAUUUGAACCAUCGUGGCUAGAUUUGGAUGUAAAUUGCAAUUUUUCGACCAUUGAGGAUUUUCACUUCUGCAGUUGGAGUGUAUAAUUCUUUUGGACAGGUGCUGGAGCUGCCGACCAUUUACCCUAGCAGGGGUGGAUUUCAUGCAGUGCCGAUUUUGCAAAUUCACAAGCUCCAGUCAAGAGACUCUUUUGAAACAUUUCCGCCUUCAUCACGGACAAGGUGCACAUUGGCCAUGCAUUCACACAGACUGUGUAUGUGUAUUUAAAACACCUGGAGCAUUACGAUCACACCUCUCAAGGUCACACUCAAUAGUAAAAAUCCACAAAAAUUCCACAUUUCAGUGUGAAUUGUGUGAUUUUAAGGAGAUUUGCAGUGAGAAAAUCUUUUGGAACCAUCUUGGACAUCAUUUAAAGAACCGAGAAACUGUACAAUGUCCCUUUUUAAGGUGUAAUUUUAAAACAAACAUUCGCCCAACCUUCAGUUCUCACAGAAGUCGAAAUCAUAAAAAUUGUACACUUGAGGAUUUUCGAACAAUUGCAAGAACUGUUUCUGAAGAUGAGAUAAUUGAAAGUGAGCAAUCUGAUUGUGAAGCAGGAACAUCAGCUUAUAAUUUUGUGAGACCAGAUGAGCUUGACGAGAUUGUAAAGGAUGUGGAUAGUGAGACACUUGAACACAAACUGGCAUCUCUCUUUCUGUGUAUGCAAACAGUGUUGCAUGUUUCUCGAGCUGCAACACAAAAGAUUGUAGAGGAUUUCCAUAACCUGCUCUCUUUCUCUAACAUUCAUACUCUCACCAGUGUAAAAGAAAUUCUUUCAAAGCAUGAAAUAGAAGUAAAUGAUUGUGUUUUGCAAGACAUUUCUAAUGCCCUAGUUCAAACUAAUCCACUGCUUUUAACAACAUCGGAGAAAGGUUCCCUAUCUACAGAUCACAGAAGGAAUAUAUAUUUCAAAGAGCAGUUUUCCGUUGUAGAACCCACAGAGUAUCUGUACAACACAGCUCAUAAAAACUCUUUUGUUUAUAUAUCUGUCACUAAGAUACUUGAGACUUUACUGGGACGGGCAGAUUUUUUGGACCAAAUUGUAUUUAAUCAAGAAGCUUUAUCUGGACACUUUAAGUCAUUUCAAGACGGCAAGUACUACAAGGGCAAUAAGUUACUGGGACAACAAAACUUAUGUAUCAGUUUGGGGUUGUAUAUUGAUGAUUUUGAAGUUUGUAACCCACUGGGCACCUCUCGAAAACGUCACAAGAUUACUGCAGUAUAUUGGGUAGUUCUUAAUUUACCACCUAGAUUUCGAUCUAAUCUUUGUUCAAUUCAGCUUGCUCUCUUAGGUAAAAGUGUGGAUGUCAAACAAUAUGGUUAUGAAAAGUUUUUUGAGCCACUGAUUAAAGAUAUAAGGUGUCUAGAAGAAGAGGGAAUUUUUGUGGAAGUUGUAAGCCAGUUUAUUAAGGGCACUGUAUAUUGUGUGAGCGCAGAUAACCUUGGUGCACAUGGUCUGGCAGGCUUUUAUGAAAGUUUUACUGUUGACAAGUUCUGUCGCUUUUGUUUGAUAAGUCGGGACAAAAUUGCAACGACUGAAGUUAAUGACUUCCAAUUGAGGGGUGUUGAUCAACACAAUUCAUUUCUGGAAGAGCUUAGGCAAACUGACAACCUCCAAAGUGUUAAUGGGGUAAAAAGGGAAUGUGUACUGAGCAAACAUUUACUAUUCUUUCACCCAAUAACCGGAUUUCCUCCAGAUAUUUUGCAUGACCUUUUUGAAGGCGUCAUUCCUUUGGAGUUGUCCUUAUGUUUAAAAAAGCUGAUCUCAAAAGGGUUCAUUACAUUUGAUACAUUAAACAACUUCAUAAAAUCAUUUCCCUACAAAUAUUUGGACAAAGUAAACAAGCCUCAAAAAAUUCCAAAAACAAGCUUUGAGAAAGGAACAGUUUUUGGUAAUGGACAUGAAAAUUGGACACUGCUGCGCUUACUUCCUUUUAUAAUUGGAUGUAAGAUACCAGAACAGGAGCCAGCUUGGGAGAUUUUAAUGGACCUCAAGGAAAUUGUUGACAUUGUUGUCUCAAACAGACUCACUGAGGAAGCAUUGUGUUAUUUAUCUUGCAAACUACUGGAUCAUCGCUUGUUGCUUACCAGUACCUUUCCGGACUUCAGACUACGGCCAAAACACCACUUCAUUGACCACUACCCACAUCUUAUACGCUGCUAUGGGCCGUUAGUGGAAUUGUGGACGAUGAGAUUUGAAGCAAAACAUAGCUUCUUUAAAAAGGUGGUCCAUGACACUCACAACUGGAAAAAUGUGCUGCUAACUCUUUCCUUGAAACACCAGCAGAUGAUGGCAUACCAUCUGGAUAGUGGGAACCUUUUAAAACCAAAGCUCUAUGUUGACAAUGUGAAAGUGGUCAGGGUUUCAGAAUUGGAUCCAUCACUCAAGUGUGAAAUACAAAAGAAGUACCCUCAUCUAGACAGUGUGUCUCUGUCUAAAACCGUUCAUCUUUUUGGGACACAGUAUGUGGCGGGCAUGAUUUUAUCUGCUGGGCAAUGCAGUGGCCUCCCAGAAUUCCAUAAGAUUGUGACCAUUCUUGUCAAUGCAGAGGAGGUGACAUUCAUUUGUAAAAGACUGAGUUCCUGGUACAUUGAACAUUUCAGGUCCUAUGAGCUUGUAGAACACACCUGUGCAGACCUUCUUGUGCUGGAUCCAGAUGUGCUGACGGAUUAUCACCCUCUAACAGCAUACACAGUUGGUGGAAAGCUGAUGGUGACCCCAAGGACGUACCUUCUCUAUUAAAGCAACUUUAUAAUGACUUUGUUACUUCGGGUAGUUCUUUCCUCCAGAGAAGCCCGGCGAGUCCAGCUUCCUGAAGUACCAGCAUCUGUGGGGCAAUUGAUUGAUAUACUUAAAGAAAGACUUGAACUUGCAGGUGACUUCUCACUACAGUUUGAGGAUCCAGAUUUCGGAAAUGCACUAUGCAAUCUUACAGCAAUAUCUGAAUUACCAGCUGAGCGUGCAGUCCUGCAUAUAAUGUGGAACUGUGAUUCAUCUACACUUAACCAAUCCAUUGCUUCAGUGUCCUCUGCUUCAGUCUCUUCCCAGGACACAAUAAGUGUUCACUCUGAUGAUUUCAGGCCUAGCUGGACCGAUACUAUCCAGAUGAACUUAAGGCAUGUGUCAGAGUGGCCCUCUCCAUUUUCUAUUCCCAAGUUUUCACAUGAUGUUGAACUGAAAUUGUGUAAGGCUAAUGUGACAUAUGAAAAAUCUAAGAAGGGCCUUGCAGUGACAAGAGACAUGAAGAUGGAGAUUUUGGAUAAAAUUGCAGAGGCAGUUUUUGAAAUUAAAGCCUACCCUGAGAAAGAUGAGGUUGAGUCAGUGGCUUCUGCACUGGUUCUCAAAUAUCCAUGCCUGAAGGAGCCAGGUAGCAUCACAGGCUACGAGGGAUGGAAAGCAAGUAUCAAGCACAAACUUGGAAACUACAGAUCAAAGCUUCGUCGGGCAGGCUGCAAUGAGGUAAAUGUAAACAGGAAAAGGAAAGGAGAAGAUGAAGCCAGCAGUCCUUUCACCCUUAAAAAGCCCAAACGUGGAGAGGUCAAUCAUGUCCCAGAUUAUCCACAGCACCAUGAUGAUUCUACUCUUGAAGAGGAAAGAGUUGCUCUGGUCAGUGAAAUGAAGAAGAAACAAAAGAACUUGAAAGUCAUACAGCAGAAGAUGGCGCUGACAUUUUCUCUCAGGCGGAGAGAGGUUGUGGAGUGUCAACCUAUGGUAUCUGAGGUCCAGGAGAGAUGGCCUGGGCUGUUUUCCUCUGAGGAGAUAUCUGAAGAAUUUCAUCGGAUCACAAGCAAAGACCUCCUGGGGACCUUCAAUGCAUCCCUCGACAAAUUUGUGCCUGGCCUGCUGAAACUAUACCGGUCUAAGAAGGGAGCUCUUGGUGAGGACAUGGAAGACCUCUUGGAUAAACUUGAUGAACAAACAUCUGACAUUGUGUCCCACCGAAACACAGCAGCACUGAGAGGCCUGCCCAUUUUCCUCAGAGAGGAUGCAACACAGGUUUUCCUGAAGUGCUUAGACACUGACAUUUUGGAUCCAGUGUUGAACGGUGCAUCAGUUGCCAUCCUCACCAUCCUGCAAGAUGACGAUGCCAAUACUUCUGUGCGAGAACAUGCUGUUGUGUUGGAAGGGGACAUCGUGCUACAUAACAUUCCAGACCUCUCUAGUGCCUUGGCAUACCUCUUUGGCCUUCUGUAUGCCCUCAACAUUGAUUAUCCAAAGCAGAUGAGUUAUACCUUUGAAGCAAUUCAGGGCAUCUUUUUUGAACUCGGUGGCUCUCGAUGCUCACAGCGCAUAAGGUCUCUAAAAACAAAGCUUUUGCUGUGACUGUUAAUGGGGAAGCCAGACAUGAGUUUAACUUGUUCUUAAACAUGUUCAAGUGCAUUGUAGAGUCAUGUAAAAAAAAAAAAAAAACAGUAGUUCAACCCCUUUCCCUCUAUAUAAUCGUUCACCUGUUACAAAGAGUUGCAUAUUUAGUGUUUGAACUGUUAAAAUUAAUUAGGAAUAAGUGAAGGAAAGAGGGAGGAAAGGAAGAAGGGAGAAAAGAAGGACCAGUCAAAACAGAAUGGUUCAUUUUGACCUGGUUGGUCAAUAUGAAGGUGAAGUGGAUAAGUGAUUAUUUGAAAUGUAAAUAUUAGUCAGAUGAAUCUGUAUUAUUGAGAAUCAAUGGUGAAAUUCUGUCUUGUAGGAUUUUAAAAGAUUUGUUAUAGUGUUUUUCACUCCACCUGAAGCAUGGAACUGGUAUUUUACCUGAUAGUUCGCUGUUCAUUGAUGGUAACACUUCUAAUAACUUUUGACUUCUGUAGUUCAUCAUAGCAAGCCCAUGUAAAAUGUCAAUGUCUGGGUACAUAGGCAAUUGUUUGUUGCACUACCCUAUUUAGUGUGCAAUAGUUAAGUUAAGCUUUUACAAGACAGUCAGGGUGUGAACUAAGCUGCUGGACACUUUUCUUUUUUUCUGGACUCUGGAAUUUUAAUGUCUCUGCUGGGGUGCUCAAAGCACCCUAAAGAAACUGGCAACACGUUUUUUUCUGUUUGUUUGCUUUUUUACUGAAAUUCACCCCACUGCCCAUGACCUUCUGAAAUAUACUGAAAGCACUGUUGAAAAAAAUAAAUACGUUUUU
Molecule: messenger RNA, 5501 nt
Organism: Haplochromis burtoni (Burton's mouthbrooder)
Lineage: Eukaryota; Metazoa; Chordata; Actinopteri; Cichliformes; Cichlidae
Exons: 6
Coding region: 3139-4707 (522 amino acids)
Source: RefSeq, a predicted model, not a curated record